Molecule: messenger RNA, 2262 nt
Organism: Cryphonectria parasitica EP155
Lineage: Eukaryota; Fungi; Ascomycota; Sordariomycetes; Diaporthales; Cryphonectriaceae
Exons: 5
Coding region: 1-1773 (590 amino acids)
Source: RefSeq, a predicted model, not a curated record
AUGCCUCCGCCUCGCGGCGGCGGUGGCAGCAGCAGCAGCAGCAACUACUAUGGCUACCUCUUCGAGCCCAACAAGACGCCAACCAAGGUUCUCGACGCCCUGCUGCGGGCCAUCGGACAGUAUAUCAUCGAUCAUGUUGGCGAGGAGAACGACCGUGUGCUGAAGCCUAGCAAGCUCGCCGCCUUCUACAAGGCCGUGGGAGGAGACUACGACAAACUCUUUCUCAACGCCCCCCACGAAUCUAUCUCGUACAUAUGGCAGGUCUUUGGCUGCCGUCACACCCUCGAGCCCACCGAGAAUGACUACGAACAGCCCUCCGUCCCUGCCCUGACCCUCAAGGGCUUCGUGCGCUGGGAGUCGAUCCAGAUUCUGCUCACCCCCGACGAGGAUGUGCCCUUGAUCCUCGCCGCCGUGAGGAAGUGGGAUCUCAAGAACCCCGACACCGGCGAGCCCUUCCCCAAGGACCUCUCCGCCUUGUCCUUCCCCUCCGAGCCCGACCCGGACAUCACUGCCUGGCAUGCGGCUUGCGGCGAAAAGCUGAGGGAGAUGGCCACGCCCAAGGAGGAGCAGUCGUCGACGUCGUCACCCAGACCUGCCUUCGCACCUGCGGCCGAUCGGGUCAACGCCGGCUUCUCACACGUCCCCGCCGGCUCGAGAGGCGCGACGGACUACUUCAGCCACCGCAGUGUCCCCUUCAGUCAUGUAAGCCCAGGCGACACUGGACGAUAUCCCAGAGGCGGCGGCGGCGCCCGGGUGCGUAUUGACCCCGACAUACCGGAGCGGAUGCGGCAUGGCGGCCUGUCGCCGGAUGAGAGGGCCCGCCGACGUUCCUUCUCUGACUAUCCCUCUCCCCACGAACCACAUUCCUCAGCGCACCUGAACCCUCCGAGACCCUCAGCAGCCCGGUGGCACUCCCACCCGCGCAGGCCGAGCACCGACGACUCCGACCUGGACGACGACAUCAGCCCGCGCACUGGCAGGCGGAGCUCUGAGCAGCACAGGACGCUACCUCACCGCAGCCCCAAGAUCAUCCCUCGAUACGUCGCUGUGCCCGCCACAGGCCCGCCGGACGGCGGCGCCAAGCUACGAACCGGGGACUACAAUCUUGGGGCACGCAGAAAGAGCGCGGGCUUCGACAGGGCCAAAGACUGGGCGAGCGAGAAGCUCUCUGGGAUCUUUCCCCUCGCCUCGCCCAUGGAGCGGCCGUCGCGCAAGAGCCCCGGCUCCAGCAGCGGCAAUGUGGCGGCCGGCGGGGCGAGCUCACGGGACAGUCUACGCCUGGGCCGUAGGUCGCACGACGAAGAUGAGGGCGAGACGGACUCGGGACAGGAGCGAGAGCAGCGCCACCGCCGAGCGAGGGACCGAAGGCGGCGCGAGCGGGAGUACGAGCGGGAUCGGGACCGAGACAGGGAGCAACAACACCAACAACCACGUGCGGCGCGGCGGGGAAGGGAUGACCUGCCGGACUGGGAGGACGCGGUCCGAGACAGACCACGAAGCAGGCGGGACGGCAAGCAGGAGGCCAGGUACCCGCACCGGCCGGACAUCAACCCGCGGCGGACGAGCAGCCACGCCGAUGUGGACAGGCUCGACAGGGAUAGGCAGCGGUACGAGAUGGACCCGCGAGACCGGUAUCCUGAUGAGAGGAGGCGACGCGGCGGGCCGCUGGAUGAGAGGCCGUCAGACAGGACGGCGAGUCCCGGCAUCAAGGGCGUUGGGGGAAGGAGAUAUCCUGCCGAAACACCCUGGACGCAGGACAGCCCGCCGUUGUGAUGAUGCUAUUACGAUCUAUUUUUUCUCCCCCUUCUUCACAUUUUCGAUCCUACUUCUUGUCCUGGUCUUUUACAUCUCUACUCUGGAGAAACAAGCGGGAAGAGGUUAGGUGAUUUUUAUAUGCUUACGGGAAGCAUGACGAGAUAGACAUAUGAGAUGCAGGACGACCACGACGCAAGGAACUGAACAUGAAAUCGCACUGCAACUGGGGUUCUAUUUGUUCUUUUUCUUUUUUAUUUCUUCCUUUCCCUAGUAGCGGAGCGAUUUAGCGGAGCGAUUCGAUAUAGCGUCUGGGAUGGAAAAUGUUUGCGAUGGCUUGAUGGAAUGGGUCAUGACUUUUUGUUGUUGUUACCUUCUUACGAGAAACGAUACCUUUGUAGAGAUGUCUUUGGGAUAUGGAGGACAAACGGGCUAGCUUACUGCUGCUGAUAUUGAUUUCUGGUCUACUAUUGCAUAAAUGAACGGGCGCCUGCAUGAGGCUGCUUCAAG